Ictidomys tridecemlineatus (thirteen-lined ground squirrel) is the source of this 1520-nucleotide messenger RNA. RefSeq names its product serine dehydratase (gene Sds). Gene Ontology annotation, biological process: L-threonine catabolic process; L-serine catabolic process. NCBI's taxonomy places the organism in Eukaryota, Metazoa, Chordata, Mammalia, Rodentia, Sciuridae. The record is from RefSeq and is a predicted model, not a curated record. Gene Ontology annotation, molecular function: threonine deaminase activity; pyridoxal phosphate binding; L-serine ammonia-lyase activity.
UGGCUGCCCGAGGCAUAAAGCAGGAGCCCAGGGAGGAUUCAGGACAGUCCAGCUGCCUCCCUGGGUCCCUGAGACCAUCAACACCAUCUCCCUCUCGCUCCCUCGCUCUGUCCAGACAUCCAGCUCGUUCACUGUGCCUGCGAUGGCGUCUGGAGAGACCCUGCACGUGAAGACACCCAUCCGGGACAGCAUGGCCCUGUCCAAAGUGGCCGGCACCAGCGUCUAUCUCAAGAUGGACAGUGCCCAACCCUCUGGCUCCUUCAAGAUCCGGGGCAUCGGGCACCUCUGCAAGACGUGGGCUGAGCAAGGCUGUGAGCAUUUUGUGUGCUCCUCUGCGGGCAAUGCAGGCAUGGCGGCCGCGUACGCCGCCAGGAAGCUGGGCAUCCCGGCCACCAUCGUCGUGCCCAGCACCACACCGGCUCUCACUGUGGAGCGGCUCAAGGGGGAAGGCGCCAUGGUGGAGGUGGUGGGCGAGACGCUGGACGAGGCCUUCGAGAUGGCCAAGGCGCUGGCCAAGAACAACCCCGGCUGGGUCUACGUCCCGCCCUUCGAUGACCCCCUCAUCUGGGAAGGCCACACCUCCCUCAUCAGAGAGCUGAAGGAAAGCCUGGGCACCAAGCCGGGCGCCAUCGCGCUGUCCGUGGGCGGCGGGGGCCUGCUGUGCGGAGUGGUCCAGGGGCUGCAGGAGGUGGGCUGGGGGGACGUGCCUGUCAUCGCCAUGGAGACCAUGGGUGCCCACAGCUUCCAUGCCGCCACCACCGCGGGCAAGCUGGUCUCCCUGCCCAGGAUCACCAGCGUUGCCAAGGCUCUGGGUGUGAACACGGUGAGCGCGCAGGCCCUGAAGCUGUUUCGGGAGCACCCCAUCUUCUCUGAAGUGGUCUCGGACCAGGAGGCUGUGGCCGCCAUCGAGAAGUUUGUGGAUGACGAGAAGAUCCUGGUGGAACCGGCCUGCGGGGCAGCCCUGGCCGCCGUCUACAGCCACGUGGUCAAGAAACUGCAGGGGGAGGGGAAGCUGCGCGCCCCGCUGCCCAACCUGGUGGUCAUCGUCUGUGGGGGCAGCAACAUCAGCCUGGCCCAGCUGUGCUCCCUCAAGGAACAGCUGGGCAUGAAGAAUGGCCUACCAAAAUGAGGGCACCCGCAGUGCCCCUGGCCGGACCACCCUGGGGCCAGAGUCCCCAAGUCCCACGUGCAGUGCCCUGGGCCUGGCUGUGAGCCUGGACCUGCGUCACUGGCCACUGGGCCAAGGACCAGGUGGGCAGCAGCAGGCGCAGCCAUGGACUGAACCUCGCAUCUGUGUGGCCGCUCUGCAGCUGUCCCUGGCCACCCCUGCUAGGAUGACUGCCUACAAGUGACACCAGGACCCCGAGGGGGGGAGGAGCUGAGUGCCACUGGGGGCCUGGACCACGGGCCCUACCUCCUCAGCUGCCUGGGGCCCUCGGCCGCCCUCUUGGAGGCCAGCUACUCCUUUUUCUAACGAGCACUUUUUCACUGGAAAAGACAACUAUGUAUUUAUGACACAG